Messenger RNA from Mizuhopecten yessoensis (Yesso scallop), 1615 nucleotides. RefSeq lists its product as uncharacterized. The coding region runs from base 35 to 1129 and encodes 364 amino acids. The record is from RefSeq and is a predicted model, not a curated record. NCBI's taxonomy places the organism in Eukaryota, Metazoa, Mollusca, Bivalvia, Pectinida, Pectinidae. The transcript is spliced from 8 exons.
ACAAGGAAAAGGAAGAAGCGUACCGUUACUCAGGAUGAAAGUGCGAUAUAUUUGUUGUGUCUGGUUUACGAUUUUAGGAUGUCUGGUAUAUGGUGUGUCCGGACAGCGUUCACCCACAGAUUCUCCCCACGAGUGUGAGACAUGGACACAGCUAACCAAUGGGAUUAACCAGUACCACCGUGGACAAGGUAACAUAGCCUGCAAGGACCAUAGCCGUGACAAGUGUGAACAGCUCGACUGUGGGGGCAGCUACAUCCUAGAGUUUAUACAGAUGCAGUUCAAUGUGUGCCUUGGGCUGGUGUUCCAUCACUGUGAUAGCCCUCCCUCCAUAGAACUCAGCCUACAGAUACCAACCUUCAAUGCUAGUAUCCACCGGCUUGUCAUCCACAACGACACCAUCCCAGUCCCAGGCCUGAGUAGGAACAUUGGACAAAACAGGGCCGAGAUUGUACUGUUUGUAGAACUGCAGAGAUGGAACAGGACAAGCUUCCUGUUGAAGAUGUCUGGACGUGUCCGUCUGACAACAACAGUGUUUGGCCGCGAGAUCACAGACUGGCCGGAACAUUUACAACAAGACAUUAUCACGAUGAGUAUUCCUGUCACUAACUGUACAACUCGUACCAGAACAACGCUAUCCCCACUGAAGCCGUGUGACGUUCAGCAGUACAUUGGGACCAGUAGCCCCUUCACCGCCGUCGUCACUACACCCUCACCACCCAUCAAAAUCACCUCAGUGACGUACAAUAAAACCUGUCUACCUGGAUCAAUGAGAAGAUCCCAGUGUGGAUACGGGGAAGCCUGUAUCAACAGUCGCUGUCUGUGUGCAUACGACUACCAGCUGUCCACUUACGGUGUCUGCCAGAUCAUUGGAAAAAAGCAAGCAGGACCUAUACUGAACGGAUUUCCUUCCAUUCCAGGAUUACCGAUGCUAGCAAGUCAGCAACAGUCCACUUCCAGCAGCGGGUCAAACAAGACAAAACUAGCCAUGAUAAUCGGAGGCUCUGUAGGUGGUCUAGUAGCUUUGGUGGCUGUCAUCAUUGUUGUAGUCAUGGUGAUCCGCAAGCGUGGGGCUCGGUACCAAGGCCGAGAACUCCUCCUCACCGAGGACGACACUGAUGGAGCUAUAUAAAACACAACCUGACAAGGAGGGAAGAAAGGAAAGGAAGAUAAUUACGCAGAGUUACAAAGUGUUAGUAGAAGGAGGGACGAACACACUGAUCUGAAUGACCAGAAAUACACCUUUAAUAGAAGUGCGGGGUAUCAUAUUUUACCUUCAGAUUUCAGGUCAUACCAUUCUUUGUACACAAUAGAUAAUCUUGGCUCUUUCAUCAGCAUUUUUAAUACCUAUUGUGUAAGGACUCUCUUCACAUAACUACACUCAAAAACAGACUUGUGUAAUUUUCGCUGUCUUGAGGUCUGUAGGUAAAAGUAUGAGACCCACUUUAAUUGUAUUUCAGUUUUCCAACUAUUGAGAACUAAAGCAUAAUUUCAAAGAAAAAACGUCCAGAACUAUUUGAUGAUGAAUGUGUGGGAUUGCAUGGGUAAAACAUUGUUUUUAGUCGUUAUAUAGUAUAUAUAUAUAUAUUUAGAAAAAAUAAGAUUAACGACCGACUAA